This is a messenger RNA of Cylicocyclus nassatus, 369 nucleotides long. NCBI's taxonomy places the organism in Eukaryota, Metazoa, Nematoda, Chromadorea, Rhabditida, Strongylidae. The record is from the annotation of a GenBank genome assembly.
AUGCCACCAAAGCCGUCUGCCAAAGGAGCGAAGAAGUCCGCGAAGAGCAGGAGGGAGGCAAAAUCGGGCGACAAGAGGAGGAAGAGCAGGAAGGAGAGCUACUCCGUCUACAUCUACCGUGUGCUGAAGCAAGUGCAUCCCGACACUGGAGUCUCAUCGAGGGCCAUGUCGAUCAUGAAUUCGCUUGUGAACGAUGUCUUCGAGCGCAUCGCUGCGGAAGCUUCUCGUCUUGCUCACUACAACAAGAAGACCACCAUCUCCUCUCGUGAGAUCCAGACCGCCGUCCGCCUGAUUCUGCCUGGAGAGCUGGCCAAGCAUGCUGUGUCGGAAGGCACGAAGGCUGUCACCAAGUACACUUCCAGCAAGUAA